Molecule: messenger RNA, 1629 nt
Organism: Salpingoeca rosetta
Lineage: Eukaryota; Choanoflagellata; Craspedida; Salpingoecidae
Exons: 10
Coding region: 169-1542 (457 amino acids)
Biological process (GO): vesicle-mediated transport
Cellular component (GO): membrane
Source: RefSeq, a predicted model, not a curated record
UCCUCUUGCUGCCACUUCCUCUCUUCCUCUCUUGCUCCCGCCUGCUCUCGCCUGCUCUCCUUCUCUCCUUCUCUCUCUCUCCUUCUGUCCAUCGUUCAGCGACGACCACAUCCCUCUCCCACACGCACCCCCUUCGACCCGACAACUUGCUUUUGCUUCUUUGCCGACAUGGCUGCUGUGUUGUAUGCCGUGGUUGCCGAGGGCGCCCGCCCUCUGGCAGAACACUGUGAGCCUGGCACAGUGGAUGCGGCGUCGCUUGUGCCGUCCGCGUUGGACCAGCUGCAACGUCUGCCACGAAACCAAUCCCAAGGCUCAGUGGUGCUCGAGCAGGACGGUGUCCCAAGGUACAAGAAGAAGCACCUUUUCUUUCUUCGUCAGGACAACUUCACGUUUGCGUGUGUCACAGAGCGAGGCUUUGGACAAGCCCGUGCCAUGCAGUUUCUGGGCGAAGUGGCAGCGGAGUUUGAACCGUUCAAGCAGGCCGCGCGCCGUUACAACAACUACGAGUUGGACGACCGUUUCGCCAGAAUCAUCGCGGGACUCAUUCCGCGAGCCCCGACCAACGACCCAGAACUCCUACAAGCCCAGCAAGAAGUCUCAGCAGCAACAGGCGUCAUGCGCGACACUCUGCAGAAGGUGGUUCAAAGAGAUGAACUCCUGGAAGACUUACAAGGGCGAUCAGAGGACAUCUCAGCUGACAGUGCUCGGUUCCAAACCAGAUCAACCAAAUUGAGGCGGAGGGCCGCUUGGUCCGCGUACAAGUACUACCUGAUCCCCGUUGUUGUAAUUGUUGUCCUUGCAGGGAUCAUCGCACUGUCCAUCUGCUCCAAGCCGGGGAAGUGCACGCGCUCGCGUUCAUCGCUGAAGCAGUGCAGUGACAUUCCGGCACAGAAGUGCAACCCAUCCUUGCAGGUGUUUGGGCACAAGGCCUGCGGAGACGACAGCAAGGUGAUAUGCGGGCCUAGCGCGUCAACUGUAAACCAGUUCUUCUCCCGCGACGGCAAGAAGUGCAACGCCGCCAAUUCGCGCCUGACCAAGUGCUACGUCAAGCGCGCGGCCGAGCUCGACGCACUGUUCCCAGACAAUGAGUUUUCACACACAAACUGCACGGACACCUGUACCAACGUUCUUCUGCGUCAAGCAACACGACUCCACGACAGCAAAGCCUGUGAGCUGAGCAAGGACGCGAGCUUGCAGGCACUUUUCCUCCGCGACGCUCGCGCACAAACGCUGUGCCAGCGGUCGCAUCAUGUGUACUGUGGAGAUCUUCUCUAUGACACCAUUCUGCCUUUGCGUGAAACAACCCCGACGAAACACAACUGCUCAACCAUUUCGCGUGGUGGCACGUGCUUUGCUCAUGUUCAGGAGCGCUGGGACGAUCUCAAGCUGAACGUCACACUUACAGCGGAAUUCUUUGCCUCCAUCAACAACACUUGCACAUCUUUUGGAAUCACGCUGCAAACUUCGAGCUCAUUCUUGUCGGCUGCAUCUGCUGUGACCGUGAUUGUCAUGGCACUGACAAGCAUUCUCCUCACUCACUGAGGCGGAAGAAGAACCUCCCUCGCGUGUCAGGAAGUUGGCAACAGCUCCAGCUGCACUGAUGCACAUUCCAACAGCUGCACACACACA